AUGAUUAUUGUAGUGGAGGAGGUAAAGAAUGAAUUGGCCCUUGUUAAGGAAUCCUGCAACAAGGUGGAAGCUGAGAAUACAACUACCCUUGCUGAUCCAACCUCUACGCAACACAUAAUUAAAUUACAGAAUGAAAUCAUGAGGUAUAGAAAUGACUUGAUUAGGUUUAAAAAGCAGAAACGGGAACAAGUGAAUACCACUGGCUCAGAGGGUACGUAAACCACAGUUCCUGAGUAUCGAUACAAGCUCAGAUGAAUGUACUUCUGAAACAUAAGGGGCAGAUCCCCCUACAACAUUCACAUCCAGAACCAGAGGAGACAAAGACUAUGACCUAUCAGGUGGAGCCAGAAGGGGAAGAUCUGCAAGCUCCCGGUCCAAACCUCCCAUAAAGAAAUAACCAAUCUGGUAUUUAAUGUAUCUUCCAAAAAUUUGACUUAUGACCACAUUAAGAUCCUAUCUAAUGCCUACAACAAAUCCGGACAAGUUCAAUAUGGUAGUUGAAUUGUACAAAAGGAACAGAACCCUCAAUAUCAAUAUCCCCAGGGAUUAGUGGGAAAAGAAAGAAAAACAUCCCUUCAAGUUGAAAAAUACAUGGGAACCUAAAACCACAAAUUAAAACCACAAACUCUUCAGUGAAAACGUUUGCUCAGGUUAACCGAUAUGACACUGAACACAUCUUGAAACAGCACACCCUUAAAGGAGACAAUCUGACCAAGAAAGAAAGAGCAUCAUUGAAGGAUUUGAAGGAGGACAUCAGUAUCACAAUUAGGCCAGCUGAUAAAGGGGGCGCUCUAGUGAUACAGGAUUACUCUGACUACACAAUGGAAAUCCUAGAACAACUAUCUGAUAUCAAUACAUAUCAAUGGAUUACUUACAAUCCCACUUCUGCUAUAUCAGAGAAAUUGAAAGCAUUGAUAAAACGUAGUUUGGAAUCAGGAUGGUUGGAUGAACAUACUGCAACAUUUUUGAUCAAUGAGAAUCCUAAGAUACCCAUUCUAUAUACUCUGCCGAAGGUCCACAAGGACCCGGCCAAACUACUAGGAAGACUGAUCGUCUGGGCCUGA
Messenger RNA from Pelobates cultripes (western spadefoot toad), 1064 nucleotides. NCBI's taxonomy places the organism in Eukaryota, Metazoa, Chordata, Amphibia, Anura, Pelobatidae. The record is from the annotation of a GenBank genome assembly.